Coturnix japonica (Japanese quail) is the source of this 2223-nucleotide messenger RNA. RefSeq names its product germ cell nuclear acidic peptidase (gene GCNA). The record is from RefSeq and is a predicted model, not a curated record. Lineage: Eukaryota; Metazoa; Chordata; Aves; Galliformes; Phasianidae. Gene Ontology annotation, cellular component: nucleus.
CAUGCGCCCUGUGGUGUAUCCCGGAAGCGGAAGUGUGCAGCGCAAGCGCGGGCUGUUCGAAGCGCGAUGGCGGCGCUGAGCACCCCGCUGGGGCCGGGCCGGCGCGGGGCGGCGGGGAGCAGCGCCAGCCAUGCUCUGUGCUUCUCGUCCAGCAGCGAUGAUGAGUUUGAACUGUUUUUAGCGAAAAUGAAAACUCCCAAAUCAGUCUCCAAAAAGGAGGAUUCCAGUUUGAAGGACUUCAUUGAUGACUCGAUGGAUGAUUUCUUCUUGGACUUUAAAAAGAGCACGAAAAAGAAGGCACCGAAAGAUCUUCAGACCCCAAAGAAGCCGAUGAAUUCAGAGAAGGAAAAUGCUGGCUCCAAAGAGCUGCAGCAUCUAGAGAUUCUAAGUGACGCUGAUGAUUCUGUGUUUGUGGACAGCCCCUGGCGGGAAUACCGACAUGGAGGAGUGAAGGACCUGAAAGAGAGUUGGAAGUGCCUAAAAGUGCCACCUCCACAAAAUGAGAAAGAAUUGGCAGCCAGAGGGAGUUCAGGCUUCCCUGGUGGAAGGGCAGAAAGAAGCUGUGAGGGGAAUACAGGAAGUAAAACAUCAGCCAUGCCACUCCAACUGAGUGCGGAGUUAAAAUCAGAUAGUUCAGAUAGUGAGUUUGAAUCGUUAAUAGAACGGAUAAGGAAACGGAAUACACCCCGGAAACCCAUCUUAAGCACAAGUACAGCUGUCUACCAGCCGAGCGUGAGAGAAAACAUCAAACCGCUCUGUGAAGGUGCCCAGUCCUUGAAUGGAAAGGGAGGCAAGAUACCAACAUCAAAAUCUGUUUCGCUUCAAGAAACACCUUCCAAGAUAACGGCUUCUGUAAGAAUUCCUAGGAGCGAAUCUGUCAGUUGCUCACAGUCAAAGCUUAAGGUGUGCUCAGUGCCUGGCUGCUUCUUACAAGAUCUCUCAAAUCCAGAUUCCCAGUAUGUGAAGAAUUUCAAGAAGAGUAAGGAGGAGCUGACGCAGAAGCUUUACCACCUCUAUAACAGCACCGUCUUUGAGCAGAAGUUGCCAGAGAAAAUGGUAAUAAACUGGAACAAAAAAAUGAGGAAAACGGCAGGUUAUUGUGUAACUGGGCAGACAAAAGGCCCCGAAGUGCAGCGAUAUGCUCGGAUAGAGCUCUCUGAGAAGGUCUGUGAUUCUGCAGAUCGCCUUCGAGACACGCUAAUUCAUGAGAUCUGCCAUGCAGCCACCUGGCUGAUCAACGGCGUCCGCGAUGGGCACGGCCGGUUCUGGAGGUUCUAUGCCAAUAAAUCAGCUGUGGUUCACCCAGAACUGCCUGUGGUAACACGGUGUCACACUUACGAGAUUAAGUACAAAUUCACAUAUGCGUGUGUUGUGUGCAAAGCCACGAUCGGCCGCCAUUCCAAGUCCUUGGACACGGAGCGCUUUGUGUGCGCGUUCUGCGGGGGGCGGCUGGUGCUGAGUCAGCCCACUCCAAAGGAUGGCACCCCUGCCAGGACCAACCUCACCCCCUUUGCAAAGUAUGUCAAAGAAAACUACGGUCUGACUAAAAGAGGGCAGCAGGGUUUGAGUCACGCCGAAGUGAUGCGGAAACUCAGUGCGGAUUUUGCUUUGAAAACGAGGCUUGAAGAUUCCUUCUAAUGGCGUGAUGCAUUUACUGCUUUGAUGCCACUCAGUUUGCCUGUGUGGCAGUAAAUAGAUGAGCCUAUUGUGGAACCUGUGAGCGUGUGUUGUAGAGGCUUCCAGACCAUUUGAGUACUUUGGAUUUGAAUACUUCCAAUAAAGACCAUGAGGACUUUGCUCACUUUUGCCCAGUUAAGAAAAGAUUGAUGAUGAUGAUGAUGGAAGGUCUGUGGCAAUAAUGUGCAGAUCGAUCAGUCAGGCUCACUCUCUUAGCAGGUAGACCUAGGACACAGUUGGUGUGAGUGACCUUUGGCUGUUCUUGUUACAGGCAAUAGGGUAAGCACUGCCUUGACUCCAUUAGCAGGAGGUAUUGCUAAGCUGUCUGGUUCCAAGCUGGAUCAGAACCCUCUGAUUGCAUUUAAACCUCAGUUUUGUCUGUCACUACUUUGUUUUUUUUAACCAUACAAUGUGAAGAUCCGGUCUGAUGAUGCAACUUUUCGGUGCAGUGUGAUUGAAUUGGCGAUGGUGUUUGUGUGUGCUGUGAACAAAUCACUCAGGUGGCUGUUACUUUGGAAUAAUCAAUAAAUGGCUUUUUAUACCAUG